CUCUCGUUACAUCAGUGUGCACAGAACUAUUCGUAAACAAGAAAAGUCAGCAUAUAAAAAGAACACUCCUUUAUAAGGCUAUCUCGCUCAAAUUGUUUAUUACAUUCUCCCUGAAGACGAUAUCUCGACCUUCAAAGGAGCCAUUGCAAUUGCUCUUACGUAAUUAGGAACAGACCAACAAGCAACAACGCUCCCGUGGCAACAAUUUCGGGGGACCUCAGAAGAGCCGCGACAGUCUCCAUCUGCAUGGCUUGCAGAGGACCUCCAAUACCUCCUUGCUAAGAAGCAUUACCAAUUCAUCAUGUUGGGGAACGGCUUAACACCUCGACGCCGACAGGUUUUCGCGACCUCCUCCGUAGGAAUGAUCCUGAUGGGAAUGAUGACCUCCUGGGGAUUCCCUUCAGCGUCCCUGCCGCAGAUGGAACAGCCCGAUUCAGAGAUACACUUCACCGCUGAAGCAGCCAGCUGGUUCGCAACGGUCCCGUUCCUCAUGCUGAUCCCUGGAUCCUUUAUCGGGUCCUCUGCCUACGAAUGGGCCGGCCCUCGACGGACGUUCCUCAUCGUAAGUCUGAUUCUAUGUUGCUCCAUCAUGUCCAUGUCGCUGGCAAGCUGGUCUUUGGUUCAAGAGGCAGGAAUGGCCGAGACUCUGCUGCUAGCGAGCAGGGUUGUGCAGGGAUCCGCAGUGGCUUUUCUCAUCCCUUUCGUGUCUGUCUACACCUACGAGAUCAGCGAUCAGUAUCUGAGAGGGACACUGACUAGCAUUACAGAGGCCUUUGCCACGGGUGGUUUCGUACUCUGCUAUCUCGCAGGAUGUUUCCUCUCCUGGAGAACCUCAGCCAUAGUCCUGCCUCUAGUGACCCUAGUACCUGGAUUCAUAGGCGUUUUCUUGUCGCAUGAAUCACCCCUUUGGCUUGCCAGAAUAGGCAAAGAGGAACAAGCAUCGGAAAUCUUGAGCGUCAUGCGUUGCACCGAAGAGGAAGCGUCAUCCGAUCUGAAAACAGCUCGACGAGAUGUUGAUAAAACACCCAAAUGCUCAGAAUCCCUCCAGAUGUUGUCGAAGAAGUCAAAUGCUUUAGCAGUUGUGUUAUCUAGUUCCCUUAUGAUAAUGAAAGAAAUUACUGGAUUCGCAGUCUUAUCGAUAUACGUAGUGCAUAUUUUCCAAGAGGCUGGCGUUGGGCUGGACCCUAAAUGGAGUUCUGUCAUUGUUGGUGUGGCAAGGCUGGCCUGCAAUGUCAUCGGUUCUUUCAUGCUGCACAACUUUCGUCGCAGGUUGAUUUUUGUCGUCGGAAAUACGCUAACCGGGCUAGCCACUGCGACCAUCGGGGCGUUCUUCUAUCUACAAAGUCAAGGUUGGGAUAUUUCCCAUCUCACGUGGCUUCCACUGACUGCUCUAGUCGUGCACAUGGUAGGUUAUGCAGGUGGGGUCGGACCCUGCACUUGGACAGCAUCGGUCGAGGUGCUUCCUGGACCUGUUAGGUCCAUAGGGACAGGGAUCUUCUCCACCAGUUACGCCACUGCCGCCUUUAUCAUCUCGAAAUCCUAUCCAGAUAUCAGAAAUAUGAUUGGACUUCAUGGUGUCUUUUGGAUGUUCAGUGGCGGCUGCGUAGGAUAUAUUCUUCUGGCAAUCUUCUUCCUCCCAGAGACCAAAGGGAAGUCUCUUCAGGAUAUAGAAGACUAUUGGGAAAAUGUUACUAAAAAAAGAAAUGCGCGCGUUUAUGUAUAAGUUUUUGUAUAUGACUGAUUAUCUAGCAUAUAAUCGAUUUUACUUGUACUAUAUAUUUUUUUAUUUUUGUAAUCGAUUUGUACUUGUUAUGGUAAAUGUUUGUGAUUAAUAAAUGACAUAUAUCUCACAAUGUCCUGAUGAUGAAAUUAGUGUUAUU
Macrobrachium nipponense is the source of this 1880-nucleotide messenger RNA. Its product is annotated as facilitated trehalose transporter Tret1-like. Lineage: Eukaryota; Metazoa; Arthropoda; Malacostraca; Decapoda; Palaemonidae. Gene Ontology annotation, molecular function: transmembrane transporter activity. Gene Ontology annotation, cellular component: membrane. Bases 302 to 1723 code for a protein of 473 amino acids. The record is from RefSeq and is a predicted model, not a curated record. The transcript has 4 exons. Gene Ontology annotation, biological process: transmembrane transport.